Molecule: messenger RNA, 2766 nt
Organism: Desarmillaria tabescens
Lineage: Eukaryota; Fungi; Basidiomycota; Agaricomycetes; Agaricales; Physalacriaceae
Exons: 3
Coding region: 46-2514 (822 amino acids)
Molecular function (GO): protein binding
Source: RefSeq, a predicted model, not a curated record
AUUGAAUUUCCGAAUUACGACUUGCUCUUGACCAUUUCGAAAACGAUGUCUCGCGUGCCGAUACCCUCUUCUCGUAUUCCCAAGCCGCAGCCUUCUACUCCUACGAAAUCCCGUAUCAGCACCCCCGUCAAAAAUAGCACACCGCCAAUUAGAACCCGUCCAAAGUCCACAACGCGCUCGACGACACCUUCCAAACCCAAGGCACAAGAAGAUGUACCGCAGCCGCAGCAACCGCCGCCGCCGCCACUGAGCAUCAGAGAGGCGAUUGCGCUGAAACGAGCAGAAGCUAAGAAGGCGAAGGGCAUCGCUGGCUCGAGUAAUCUAGGCUCUCUUGAAGAUGCAAACCCCAUAGCGUCGAAUGUCGCUCCAGAAGAGGAUUUGCUAGGUCGGCUGUCUGUCAAGGAGACCAUAGAACGUGCAAGGAGUACAGGUUCUCUAAAUCUUGCAACGCGCUCGUUGCCGUGCAUUCCUUCCAUUCUAUUCGAGAUACACCUUCGCGUCACGCCCGAACCUCUCAAGUCGGUCCCCAAUGAGCCGCCGUUUGCAUCCGAGUCGUCCUCGGUUCCAAGACGCGGUGGAAAAUAUGAUUCUCCUGCGUGGUUCGAAGGUCAGGACUUGAGGGUUCUCAAAGCCGGCAACAACGCAAUUGAAGAAAUACAACAUGAAAUAUCUAUGUUCGGGUCUCUGAAAGUCGUCGAUUUGCACAAGAACAAGCUCCUCUCUUUGCCAGACACACUCGGAGACCUGUCUUCCCUGACGACUCUAGACUUGUCCCACAAUGCUCUCUCAACUUUGCCACCCACUAUCUUCUCGCUCCCGGAACUGACCACGUUAAAUCUCGCUCACAACCAGCUGACAUCUCUUCAUUUCAAUGCUCCCUUCUCCGAUGGAAACUCUCGAAUCGAAUACACAAGCACUGAUCCCUUCGCACCUGCUGUGAAUCGGUCCGUAACACCCUUACCCCGCCUCAUCGUCCUUGAUGUGUCCCACAACAAACUUGCCUCAGACUCCAUGGAUAUUCCUAAUAUACCCAUAGCAUUGACCAAACUUGAUAUCUCAUCAAACCCACUUGGCAUUAAUAGCUCCGCGACUCGCCAGCUUCUUCAAAAGCUGGGGACAUUAUCCGGCUUGAAAGAACUCAGACUUGAGCACGCAGAAAUUAACGAUGAUGCAUUUCCUUCUGAUUUCUCCAGUGGACCAAUAUUUCCCCGGCUUCACCUCCUAGAUGUUGGAGAAACAGCGGUGACAAAGGAUGCCAUUAAAGUGGCUCUGAAAGGCCUCAAACAGGAUAUCUCGUACGAUUUAACGACGGAAGAGCCCUGCGAAGGGACAAUUCGCGUACUAGUCGGCAAGAAGAUCAUCCGAGAACAAUGGGAGCUAGAAGCGGAGAGAAGGGCGAAAUCCAGGUUCGUCAGAAAUGCUGAGCCAAGCGAGGAAACGGAGUUCAAAACUUCAACAACUGAGAAGGCGGAGAUUGUGAAGGAGGGUUGGGAAAUAGAAGCAGAGCAAGGUUUGCUUACAGAAGGUGGCAAACGUCGCGCUCGAGCGCAGGCAGCUGCAGCAGUUCUAGUAUCAGAGCCCGCACCUCUAUCUGCGUCUAAGCGGCUAGCACCAGUGGUAAAAGAGGCAUGGGAAAUUGAGGCCGAGCAGGGUCUUCUGACGGAAGGAGGAAAGCGUCGGGCUCGGGCUGCCGCUGCUCAGAGAGAUCGAGGAUCUAGCCUAGGACAUGGUAUCCCUUCAAGCAAACCGUCUUCGGGACAAUCUACCUUUUCCCUGGCGACUUCACAAUGUUAUUCCGAACCCACCCAGACUCUCACUCUGCCUCCAUCCGCGCCACCUCCAAAGUCUGCGCAUUCGCGAGCUUUUUCCCUUGCAUUCCAUCCGUCAUCCUCUUCAUCGCUUUCAGCGGCCGAAAUCGCUAUACCAACACCGACCCUUCCCCUAGCCUCCAUUAUGACAGAAGCCUUCGCCGAGAACCUGAGAGUACUCGUCCUAGUGAAUCGUCGAAUGGACCGUUCCUUUAGCUUACCCAUUCAGGACGGGCCUUUCUUACCACAUCUUGAAGAACUGAACCUGGAAGGAUGCAGUCUCGCUGAUCAAGUACCUGUGUCUCUAUCGGACUCUUCGUCCUCUGGCACUACCACUCCCAAGUACACAAACGAGUCGCUUUUACCGCUUCUCACGAGACUAUUUCCGAGUCUACAAACGCUCAAUCUUUCAUAUAAUGCCAUCUCGAGCUCUUGUCUGACAACGGACGCAUUAUCUUCCCUCAUUCUAUGUACAUCACAACGGAAGGGACUGAAACGUCUUAACUUACGGGGCAACAAGAUUACUACGCUUGAUGGCUUGCAGGGUAUUGCAGAGCUAUUCAAGGGCCAUCGAGACGUUCCGGGAUGGAAGUUGGAUGAGCUGGAUUUGAGAGAUAAUGAAAUUGGGAAGCUUCCACCUGAGCUGGGAUUGUUGCCGUUGGAUGUGUUCUUGGUUGACGGUAACCUGUCAGUCUACACACCCUAGCUUUGGCUUCCUGUCUGAACUGAUCCUUCCUAGGUUCCGUGUCCCUGCAAGGAGGGUUUGGGAACGUGAAGGUACUAAGGGUCUUCUGAGCUGGUUGAGGGGACGUAUCGAAUAGGUGCGUAAAGCAGAGGGAUAGCUUCUUGCGGUGGGAAGACUUUCAAGAUGAAAUCAUAUCUCUUUCAAUUGAAUAGUGACUUCUUUUCGUCGUAAACCCAGUGAGUGAACACGAGUCAAGCACUUCACCUCGGACGU